Vitis vinifera (wine grape) is the source of this 1325-nucleotide messenger RNA. RefSeq lists its product as uncharacterized. Bases 386 to 1126 code for a protein of 246 amino acids. The transcript is spliced from 6 exons. NCBI's taxonomy places the organism in Eukaryota, Viridiplantae, Streptophyta, Magnoliopsida, Vitales, Vitaceae. The record is from RefSeq and is a predicted model, not a curated record.
UUGGCUCUAAUAAGUUAGGUCAAUUUAUGGCAUCUUAAAGGGUCUCUAAUUUCCACGUCUACAAUCUCUACAGUUCACUACUACUAAAACACCACCCACCACCAUCCGAAACGGAAGAAAAAAAACAGAGUUUUCCCUUUCAAAGUCUAAGGGGUGUUUGAAUUUUAAACGAAAUCCCACCUCUUGUUUCCAGCAAUCAUGAUAUCUGCAUGCAUUUAUUCAUAGUUGUUAGUUAGUUGACCCAAUUUUCUCUCCCUCCCUCUCUCGCUUCAAAACCUUAUUUUCUGUGCAUAGUUGGAGGUUAGAGAAGAGGACCAUCUGGUGGAGGAGAGGAGCUUUGGUUGCAGAGAUUUUUUAUUUUUUUCUAUUCUUUCUAUUCUUGGAGAUGGAGGUGGAGGCAAAUGGGUUGCAAGAUAGCUUGGAAAGCAAUGAAAUAGAGAAAAGAAAAGUGGGUCUCAUGAGAGCUCGUGUGGAAAGUGCAGAUCCCUCUUCCAAGGACUUGGACGAUUUUAUGAUCCGGCGAUUCCUGCGAGCUCGUGAUCUAGACAUUGAUAAGGCUUCUGCCUUAUUGCUGAAGUACCUGGGCUGGAGGCGGGCUUUUAUGCCUAAUGGUUACAUAUCUGCAUCAGAGAUUCCAAAUGAACUUGCUCAGAACAAGUUGUUUAUGCAAGGUCAAGACAAGAAGGGACGCCCCAUAACAGUCGUCUAUGGUGCCAGACAUAAACCCUACAAAGGGAACCUAGAGGAGUUCAAGCGUUUUGUUGUCUACAGUCUUGAAAAAAUCUGUGCCAGUAUGCCAGGAGGAGAGGAAAAGUUUAUCUCCAUUGCUGACAUUGAAGGAUGGGGAUACACUAACAGUGACAUUCGCGCAUACCUUGCAGCUCUAUCGAUCUUGCAGGAUUGUUACCCAGAGAGGCUGGGCAAGCUGUUUCUAGUCCAUGUACCUUAUGUAUUUAUGACUGCAUGGAAGGUUGUCUACCCAUUUAUUGACAGUAAAACCAAAAAGAAGAUAAUCUUUGUCGAGAACAAAAAUAUCAAGUCGACUCUGCUCGGUGAUAUUGAUGAGAACCAGCUCCCAGAUGUAUAUGGAGGCAAGCUGCCUUUAGUUCCUAUCCAAGAUAGCUAAUUAGCGAAUUCAACUACCCUGAGAUUUACCUUUCAUGUUCUAGAAGGUGUACGCUAAGCUUGAGAAUGAGAUUUACCUUUCAUGUUCUAUAAGGUGUACGCUAAGCUUGAGAAUUAUAUAUAACAAAGAUAAGGAAAAUUCGGGUUAAUGUAUCUGUAUUCUUUUGGUGGAUAAAGUGAACGAUAUAUGGUUAUGGCCC